AUGAGUACUGUCCGACGCAGUAGGGCCAUGCCAACGGACAGCCCGACGGCCAAAUUCCUAUACACCAUCAUCAAGCAGCUGGACCUAAAAUCCAUCGACUGGAAUCUGGUGGCAUCGCAGCUGGACAUCUCCAAUGGACACGCAGCUCGUAUGCGAUAUUCUCGCUUCAGACAACAGAUGGAAGGCAUCACGUCCACACCGCGAGCCCCCCGCCCCAAAAAGACCGCGAACAAGUCCAAAGACAGCUCAUGGAAGAUGGACACUCACAAGGAUACGGAGCCAACCGCCUCGCAGCCCAAACCGGAGGUGAAGCAGGAACCUAGGAUUGCACCCUACUCGUCGGACCCAUACAUCAAGGCCGACCCAUCCAUGCAGCGCAUUCCGACCUUAGCGGAGAUUCCCCAUUUCUCCUCCCCGAUGAUGAUUCCAAAUCAGCCACGUCCGCCGUCGUCCGCUUUCCCAUAUUCGUCGUCUACCGUGGCUCCAGUAGAGCUGAGUAAGUAUUCGCCUGCCCAGAGUUUUCCUGGCCGGUCUCCAUUAGAAUAUGAGAAUUGUCCUGCUUCUCAGCCGGCGUGGAGCCCUAUCAAGACCGAACCGAGGGAUCAAAUGGGAGUAGGCGAUGUGUUGUUCAAGGUGGAGCAGCCUGAGGAGCAGGUGGUGGCCGCACAAGGAAAUGAAGUGGAGUAUCAAGGGACGAAUGUUGCUGGGGUGGAUGGGAAAGGAGUGGAGAAUCGCGAUUAA
Molecule: messenger RNA, 741 nt
Organism: Aspergillus tanneri
Lineage: Eukaryota; Fungi; Ascomycota; Eurotiomycetes; Eurotiales; Aspergillaceae
Exons: 2
Coding region: 1-741 (246 amino acids)
Source: RefSeq, a predicted model, not a curated record